This is a messenger RNA of Cydia amplana, 938 nucleotides long. RefSeq names its product serine hydrolase-like protein. The coding region runs from base 20 to 922 and encodes 300 amino acids. Lineage: Eukaryota; Metazoa; Arthropoda; Insecta; Lepidoptera; Tortricidae. The transcript is spliced from 6 exons. The record is from RefSeq and is a predicted model, not a curated record.
UGCUCAAUUAAGAAAAACUAUGAAAGUUUUAAGAGAGUGGACAAUCGACGCACCAUGGGGAAAAAUAGCAAUGAUAUCAUGGGGCAACGAGGCAGGCCCUCCAGUGCUGCUGGUACACGGACGGCAGGACAGCGCCGCCACCUUUGUGCCGCUACUACAGUUGUUGCCGGACUCAUAUCAUUAUGUGGCUCUGGACUUGCCUGGACAUGGCCGCUCUGAUCCUUUCCCUGCAGGAUUGGCGCCGACGAGGCUGCACUUCGUAGGCGCCGUGCAGGUGGCCGUGUGGCAUCUGCGCUGGAAGCAGUUCAUCUUCGUGGGGCACUCCAUGGGAUGCGAGGGAGGUCUGUUCUUCAACGCGGUGUACCCUCACCGCAUAUCGAAGCUGGUUCUGCUGGACCCCGGGCCGGCGUUGGCCCGCCUGCAGGUCCACGACCCUCAGGAGUACUUCGCCUCCUUCCACCAGAUAUACUAUGAUAAUUAUGAUAAGUUCGCGCAGAAGAGGAUCUACAGCUCGCAGCGCGCCCUAGAGGCGGUGAUGAAGGCACGCGGCUUCACCGAGCCGCAGGCGCAACUCGCUCUCUCGAGGAACAUGGUACAAGUCGGAGAAGACCUUUAUGAAUUGACCUGGGACCGUCGGCUCCUAUACCUCCCGCCACCAAACUACCCCCCCUCCUACUAUUACCACCUGUUUUACACCCCCACACCUACCCUACUCAUCGCUGCUAAACAGUUCCAGGGCGGUUACACCAAAGGCGUCAAGGACUCACUGAAGCUAAUCAGUGAUUUGGAGAAAAGUCUGAAGAGUUUCACAGUAGUGACGGUAGAGGGCGGGCACGAUGUGCAUUUUACCAAUCCGGAGCGGUUUGUUAAAGUGCUGUGCGAGUUUUUGGAUAGGAAGUUUGAGUGUAAGUCUAAACUGUAGAGGAUAUUACACCAAC